Molecule: messenger RNA, 873 nt
Organism: Ascochyta rabiei
Lineage: Eukaryota; Fungi; Ascomycota; Dothideomycetes; Pleosporales; Didymellaceae
Product: 3-oxoacyl-[acyl-carrier-protein] reductase
Exons: 3
Coding region: 1-873 (290 amino acids)
Source: RefSeq, a predicted model, not a curated record
AUGUCAGCCUCGCAACGCGCAGGUCAGAUCGCAGGACACGUCAACUACCCGCGGGGUAUGCUGGCGGGGCAGACUGCGAUUAUCACGGGGUCGGGACAGGGGAUUGGGGCCGAGUGUGCGCGGCUGUUUGCCAACGAGGGGGCGAGGGUCGUGGUUGCGGAUGUGGACGGGGAGAAAGCAGGCGCCGUCGUCAGCGCGAUCGAAUCCCGCGGCGGCCAGGCCAUCGCGGUGACGGGCGAUGUGCUCGACGACGCGUACAUCAAGACGCUGGUUGCCAAGGCGGCCGCGUUUGGCGACGGCAAGAUCCACAUCAUUGUCAACAAUGCGGGAUACACGUGGGACGGCGUGAUUCACAAGAUGACGGAUAAGCAGUGGCACACGAUUGUCGACCUGCACGCGACGGCGCCGUUCAAGCUCGUCAGGGCUGCGGCGCCGUACUUCCGCGUGAAAGACGGCGAGCCAAGGAAUAUCAUCAACAUCUCGAGUACCAGUGGGUUGCACGGGAAUGCGGGGCAGAUCAACUAUGCGCUCGCAAAGGCCGGGGUGACGGGUGUUACCAAGACGAUUGCAAAGGAAUGGGGUCCCAGCUUCGGCGUGCGCGCCAACACGGUUGCGUUUGGGCACAUUGCGACGCGGCUGACGGCGGCGAAGGAAGCUGGUGCGUUUGUGCAGCUGCCAGAUGGCGAGAAGGUGGCGCUCGGCAUCCCGCAGAAGCAAAAGGAGGCUGCGGGCGGCCAGGAGCACGCGGAUAUCCCGCUGAGGCGGCCUGGGACGGCGACGGAGGCGGCGAGCGCGGUGCUGGCGGUUGCGAGUCCGUUGUUUAGUUAUGUGAACGGCGAGACGAUUAAGGUGACGGGCGGACGGGGGAUGUAG